AUGUUAACUAAAAUAUUGAUUCCUAAACAAUAUAUCAUAGUUGCGGAAAAAAAUUCAUUCUAAUCAAGCAUUAAGAUCAAUUACUUUACUUCUAAACGACAUCUAUUCAUAAAAAGCAAUUAAUAAACAAGUUUAAAUUAUAAUAGUCAAUAUGGUUUUUGGAAGUUUUCUUCAGAUUAAAAUAGUUAGCAAGAUAGAUCUACUUAACAUACCUAAACUAAUUAAGAGUUGCGAAAAGCAUCAAAUCCUGAUAACAAUAUUUAAGAAAUGUCAUUUUUCAAUUAUUUUAAGAAAAUGUAAAAAAAUAAUGAAGAAUAAUAGAAAAAUGUAAAAAAUAGAAAUUAUUUUGAACAAAUGAAGAAUUCUUAAUUAAAAUUUUUGUUUUAAGAAUAAGUUUCUAAAUUAAAGGAUGUUGGAAAAGCAUCAUAUAAAUAUUUUUUAAUAGGAAUAUUUGUUUUAGGAUUUGCAUAUUCAAUACCAAAAUCGAUAUCAACCUUUCUGGCCACAAAAAUGGCUAUUUCUGCUCAAUUAUCUAUUGAAAACCUAAAGAAAGAGAAUGAAUUGUUAAAAAGCAAAUUAGAAUAUGUGAAAAAUAAAAUAGAAGCUUAAAAUUUAAACUAAAAUGAAUAGAAAUAGGACAAUAAAUAUUGA
Messenger RNA from Paramecium pentaurelia, 651 nucleotides. The record is from the annotation of a GenBank genome assembly. NCBI's taxonomy places the organism in Eukaryota, Ciliophora, Oligohymenophorea, Peniculida, Parameciidae.